Pelobates fuscus (common spadefoot toad) is the source of this 1098-nucleotide messenger RNA. RefSeq names its product chloride intracellular channel 3 (gene CLIC3). The transcript has 6 exons. Lineage: Eukaryota; Metazoa; Chordata; Amphibia; Anura; Pelobatidae. Bases 170 to 904 code for a protein of 244 amino acids. The record is from RefSeq and is a predicted model, not a curated record.
AGGGCAGAGGAAUGCAGUGAGUGCAGGUGGAGAUAAAGGGAGUGUCCUUACCUGUACAAUUAAAGUCAAGCAUUCACAACCACACUGUCAUCCAGAACAGGUCCAACACGCAAGGGGCACACACAUACACUGCAACAUCACUCACAAGUACUGGAGCAACUCUGCAUCCAUGGAGGCCAAAGAAUCAGGAGAAAAACCCAAGCUCCAGCUCUUCGUCAAGGCUAGCGACGAUGGAGAAAGUAUCGGAAAUUGUCCCUUCUCCCAUCGCCUGUUCAUGAUUCUAAUGCACAAAGGAGCCCCCUUCACCCUCACCACUGUCGACAUGAAGAGGGCCCCAGAUAUGCUUAGAGCCCUUGCUCCUGGCACCCAGCCACCGUUUAUUGUCUACAACGAUGAGGUCAAAUCAGACAUCAACAAAAUCGAAGAGUUUCUGGAGGAGCUCUUCUGCCCACCAAGUUAUCCCAGUAUGACUCCUAAACACAAAGAUACCAACACGGCCGGUAACGACGUCUUCCACAAAUUCUCGGCCUACAUCAAGAACCAGCUUAGUUCCCAGGACAGCCACGUUGAGAAUAAUUUCCUGCGCUCACUGGUGCGGUUAGACAAAUACCUCAAGACACCCUUGCCAUACGAGGAGAAGAUGAAUCCCCAACUGAAAGUCUCGAGCAGGAAGUUCCUGGAUGGCGAUCAGCUGACGCUAGCAGACUGCAACCUCUUACCCAAACUGCACAUCAUCAAAACUGUGUGCAAACAUUACCGCAAUUUUGAGAUUCCAGGGGAACUUAUGGGUAUGAGAAGGUAUCUCGACAACGCCACACAGCUCAAGGAAUUUCAGUAUACCUGUCCAAACGAUGAGGAAAUCCGUCUGUCUUACCGUUCCGUGGUCAGGCCGAUGAAGCAGUGAGAUUGGAUCUGGCUUCCCCUUCUCCAAAAAUGUGGUGCAAUAGGAAAGAAAAUGCAGCGUUGUGAUCAAUUUAAAAACUAUUUCAGCUGAACUGCUCGGUCCUCCCACUACUUGUCAGUCAGCCCAUCAGCCUGGGGGCUAAGCGGCUGCUGAAAGAAAUGCCAUAAUACAUGAAAUAAUGCACACCAUAAACA